Messenger RNA from Nothobranchius furzeri (turquoise killifish), 8064 nucleotides. RefSeq names its product SLIT-ROBO Rho GTPase activating protein 3 (gene srgap3). Gene Ontology annotation, biological process: negative regulation of cell migration; signal transduction. Gene Ontology annotation, cellular component: cytoplasm. The record is from RefSeq and is a predicted model, not a curated record. Gene Ontology annotation, molecular function: protein binding. NCBI's taxonomy places the organism in Eukaryota, Metazoa, Chordata, Actinopteri, Cyprinodontiformes, Nothobranchiidae.
AGGAAGAGGAGGUCUGGUUGUGAGGAGGCUCAUGUGAUGAUCUUUUGAAUUCCUGUUUCCCCGCAGCGCAGCUUGUCAGCGCGAGCUGCGCGCCGCUCGUACGCAUGUCCGUUCGUCUCCGACACAGAAGGACCUGACGGCUGGAGACCUUCAAGCUCGCCUCUCUUCAUCAUGCUGCUGCAGUUUUGAGCCUUUUUUUAUUUGCCUCCUCUGAAGUGACGCAGCUGAAGUGGAUCUGCAGGAGCAAACAGAAACGCAGCGUUGGAUCGAUGCUCAUGUCCUGUUCGCGCACUGAUUCAGACAGCCUCCGGGCUGCAGAAAUACUACAAUAGCAUUUAGCCUCCGCUGCCUUCAAGAGGCCACCGUGUGUGAGUGUGUGUGUGAGUGAGUGCGCGUGUGUGUUGGGAGGAAAAACAGAGGAUCGAGCUGAGGAAAAACGGAGGAUCGAGCUGCAGCAAGUCGCCGGGAUCGACGCCAAGGAGAGUCCUCGACCGUCAGGGUUCAACGCGAAAACCUGAGGAGCAGCCAUGUCAUCCACCAAAUUCAAGAAGGAUAAGGAGAUCAUAGCGGACUAUGAGAUCCAAGUCAAAGAGAUCCGUAAUCAGCUGGUGGAGCAGUUCAAAUGCCUGGAGCAGCAUUCCGAGUCUCGUAUCCAGCUGCUGCAGGACCUGCAGGAGUUCUUCAGACGCAAAGCUGAAAUUGAACUGGAAUACUCCCGCAGCUUGGAGAAACUGGCUGAGAGGUUCUCCUCCAAGAUCCGCAGCUCCAGAGAACACCAACAGUUUAAGAAGGACCAGCACCUGCUAUCAUCGGUAAACUGCUGGUAUCUGUUGCUGAACCAGACGAGACGUGAGAGUCGAGACCACGCCACCCUCGGUGACAUCUACACCAACAACGUUAUUGUCCGUUUGACUCAGAUCAGUGAGGAUGUCAUUCGCCUGUUCAAGAAGAGCAAAGAGAUUGGGAUCCAGAUGCACGAGGAGCUGGUGAAGGUGACAAAUGAACUCUACACUGUGAUGAAAACAUACCACAUGUAUCACACUGAGAGCAUCAGUGCAGAGAGCAAGCUGAAAGAUGCUGAGAAGCAGGAGGAGAAGCAGUUCAGCAAGUCCGGAGAUCUCAACGUCAACCUGCUCCGCCACGAAGACCGCCAACCACGGCGCAGCUCUGUCCGAAAAAUAGAGAAGAUGAAAGAGAAGAGACAAGCCAAGUAUUCAGAGAAUAAGCUGAAAUGCACAAAAGCCCGAAAUGAUUAUCUUCUGAACCUGGCAGCAACCAACGCGGUGGUGGCAAAGUAUUACAUCCAUGAUGUCUCUGAUAUGAUAGAUUGCUGUGACCUGGGCUACCACGCCAGCUUGGCUCGCACCUUCAGGACCUACUUAUCUGCAGAGUACAACCUGGAGACGUCACGCCACGAGGGCCUGGAUAUCAUUGAGAAUGCAGUGGACAACCUGGACUCGCGCAGUGACAAGCACAAGAUCAUGGAUAUGCAUAACCAGGUGUUCUGUCCUCCGAUGCGCUUUGAGUACCUGCCGCACAUGGGGGAUGAGGUUUGCCAGGUCAGCGCCCAGCAGCCGGUCCAGACUGAGCUCCUGAUGCGCUACCACCAGCUCCAGUCUCGAUUAGCUACACUGAAGAUUGAGAAUGAGGAGGUGAGGAAGACCCUGGAUGCCACCAUGCAAACCUUGCAGGAUAUGCUGACUGUGGAGGACUUCGAUGUGUCGGACGCCUUUCAGCACAGCCGCUCCACCGAGUCCAUCAAGUCCGUGGCCUCAGAGUCGUACAUGAGCAAGCUCAAUGUCGCCAAGAGGAGGGCAAACCAGCAGGAGACGGAAACCUUCUACUUCUCUAAAUUCAAAGAGUAUCUGAAUGGGAGUAACCUCAUCAUAAAACUCCAGGCGAAGCAUGACCUGCUGAAGCAGACGCUGGGAGAAGGGGAGAGAGCUGAAUGUGGAACAACAAGUGCCAGGCCCCCCACCCUCCCCCCCAAACCACAGAAAAUGAAGAAGCCUAGGCCAUGCUCCAUGAUUAACCAUAAGCUGUUUAACGGCGACAUGGAGACCUUCAUCCAGGAUUCAGGUCAACCGAUUCCUCUUGUUGUUGAAAGCUGCAUCAGAUACAUCAACCUGUAUGGGCUGCAACAACAGGGAAUAUUCCGGGUUCCAGGAUCACAGGUGGAGGUCAACGAUAUCAAAAACUCGUUUGAGAGAGGUGAAGAUCCGUUGAUCGACGACCAGAAUGAGCAGGAUAUUAACUCAGUAGCAGGAGUGCUGAAGCUGUACUUCAGAGGACUGGAAAACCCGCUUUUCCCAAAGGAGCGUUUCCUGGACUUCAUCGCUACCAUCAAGCUGGAAUCAGGAGCUGAGAGAGCUCAUCACAUCCAGCAGAUCGUCGUGACCCUUCCUCGGACCGUCAUCAUCGUCAUGAGAUACCUUUUUGCUUUUCUCAACCAUCUGUCCCAGUACAGCGACGAGAACAUGAUGGACCCGUACAACCUGGCUAUCUGCUUCGGUCCGACUCUGAUGCCCAUCCCGGAUGGACAGGAUCCCGUGGUGUGUCAGGCCCACGUUAACGAAGUCAUCAAGACUAUCAUCGUCCACCACGAAGUCAUUUUCCCAAACCAGCGUGAGCUGGACGGACCCGUGUACGAGAAGUGCAUGGCUGGUGGGGAGGAGUACUGUGACAGCCCCCACAGUGAACCAGGAACCAUCGAUGAAGCUGAUAAUGGAACAGAGCCACACACCAGUGACGAAGAGAUCGAGCAGAUCGAAGCCAUCGCUAAGUUUGACUACGUGGGACGCAGUCCCCGAGAGCUGUCCUUUAAGAAGGGAGCCUCUCUGCUCCUGUACCACCGAGCAUCUGAGGACUGGUGGGAGGGACGCCACAACGGCGUGGAUGGACUCAUCCCGCAUCAGUAUAUCGUCGUACAAGACCUGGACGACGCCUUCUCAGAUAACCUGAGUCAGAAAGCAGACAGCGAAGCCAGCAGUGGGCCGCUGCUGGAAGAAAAGGGGUCGUCCAAGAACGACAUCCCAUCUCCAAGCGACCAGUCACUGGAUCCUACCUUCGGAGGAGUCGUGGGGAGGGUGCGGUUACAGUCGGAUGGAGCUGCGAUCCCGCGCCGUCGGAGCGGGACGGAGACCCAGAGUCCAACCAGAGGAACUGACACGCCUCCGAGGGCGGCAGCUUGUCCCAGUAGUCCUCACAAAAUGUCCAUCAGCAAGACUCGCAUGGAGAGCCCAGAGAAAAGGCGGCUUGGUACUUUUGGAAGUGCGGGCAGCAUCAACUACCCCGACAGGAAGGUGUACCCUGAGGGACACCCACUGAGACCUGUAACAGGGGCCACACGCCACAGCAGCCUGGGGGACCACAAAACGCUGGAGACGGAGGCGUUAGCUGAGGACAUAGAGAAAACCAUGACGACGGCGCUCCAUGAGCUGCGUGAGCUGGAACGACAGAAUGCGGUCAAACAGGCUCCUGAUGUGGUUCUGGACACGCUGGAGCCCAUGAAGAACCCCGUCAGCUCAGAGCCCGGCGGUCUGCUUAACACCAUCAUGAUGAUCCGUGACCCGGACGCCGCCAUGCGCCGCAGCAGCAGCUCCACCUCAGAGAUGAUGACCACCUUCAAGCCUGCUCUCUCUGCCCGGCUGGUCGGGGCCCAGCUCCGCCCUCCGUCCAUGAGACCGACGCGGCCGUCUCCGACGCCGCACCGCUCCAGCAGCUCCAGCUCCUCGGGCGUUGGCAGCCCCGCCGUUACCCCCACCGAGAAGAUGUUCCCUAGCAACAGCCCCGCCUCAGGCUCCAACAUGAACCUUUCUGGUGACGGCGAGGACAAGUCUGUUAGCAUGUAGCGGUGAGGAGGCUUUCAGAGUGAAAGGAGAGCUGACAUCCAUGGUAACAGCUAUGUUGCCAUGGCGACAGAGCAGCAGAGGAAGCUGUAGCAAUGUCGCACGUACAGCUCAGCUCUCUUUGACUUAACCCUAAAUGUCUACUUGUCUUUCAGUUACACGUCAGCGUGAACAGACGUCUGUGGCCCUGAAGCAAUACUUGUGUAAAAGUCGGUCCGGCUGACAUGUUGACUGGACUGAUGCAGGCAUCCAGGCUAAAAUACUAACUCUGAGAGGGCGCAGGACUCGUUUCUGUAAAUACAAACGUACUUCAUGUCACCACGCUUUCUUUUUAAAAAGAACUUAAAACAUUGGACGUUCAGCAAAGUAACAUCCAGGUGACUCUUGCUUCUGCAUGCAGGGUUUGGGGGAAAAAGGGAAAUGAAAAGAGUUGCAUCACCUAAAGGGUAUAUGGCAUAAGGCUUGAGCCAGUACAAGAAUAGUAGGUUUAGACCUCAUGAUGGCACCAUCACAAUGAUAUUUCAGCCAUUUUAAAGUGUUCUAUUGUAUAAAAAAAACACCCCUUAUUACAUACAGCAGCAGACAUGUGCAGCAUGGUAGCCUUCCAGGACCGGAGUUGGUAACCCCUGCUCUAGAUGCUCUUGCUGCUACAUUUAGUGGAUGAGGAUGACUAUAAUAUUUUUACACAACAUGGUCCAUGCAAAACUGGCAAUGGUGUAAAGGUUAUUUUGAUAAUAGUGGACUUCUAUGUUGAGGAUGGAGUCGGUUUAAGACGGCAUUAACACACCGUGGUCCUGUGUGCACCUAGUCUGGCAAGCCAGACUACAUAAAUUUAUUAUUUAGUCUGGCCAUGCUCCAUUGACGGCUCUCGGUUGUGGGGCGGGUUCUACCGUUGUCUUUCAAAUGAUCUCUGCAUGCUACUGGACAAUGAAUGUGACAUUCUCACCACAACAGCCAUCGGUAAACGAGACGGUCCACAGUUGAAGAAGGAGAAAACACAUCAUUUAAAAAAAAAAAAAAAAAAAAAAGCACUUAAAUACAUCUAUCUGCUCCUGAUUCUAAUGAUGCCCAAGCUCUAAUAGUCCAAAACUGAUGUAAAAGCUGUUUCAAACGAGCUGUCGCCAUCUUGUUUCACUCUGUUGCAUCAUCCCACCCACCAGGCAUAUAGAGUGCCCUGAUUGGCCCACAAAGCGGAUAAAGCUCUGUGAUUUGUUCACUAAGCAGAUAGAGCACUAUGAUUGGCCCACCAUUAUGGACCAAUCACAGCUCUUUAUGUGUUUGAAACCCCUCUAGAGAGCUGUGAUUGGCCAGCCAGAAUGCUGUUAGAGGCUGCAGAGGUUCCAGUGGAGCGUUCCUAGACCAAACUUUGCAAAGCAAGAAUUUGGUCUAGUUCACUAGGCAAGUGUGCACCCGCGCUAGGAUGUAAAUUCUAUUUCUCCAAACAGAGGCCGUUCAAGAAGCUAUCUAGAAUUAAUAAGAGUGUAUUGAUACUUUUUAUACAGAUAAGUGACUGGAAAAAAAUCCCUUUAAAGUUCCACAUUUCCAAAUAUUCGAUAAACUUGUUAUCCUGCUGAGCUAGAUCUUACAACUGGCACGUGUGUUUCCUUUUUUCAGUGGAUGAAGCAUCUUGGCAUGAAGAGGACUGCUAAUCAGUGUCACUUUAAUACAAAACGAACCGUCCUCCACCGUCGUGCAUGGAUGGACAGCGAGCAAACACAACUCGCCCAUGUUUCUGUCUUUUUUUCUCCCUUGUGCUGUAAAUAAAAAGCGGGAGGCUAAAGCACCACCUAACAUAGGAAUCCUGUUGGAAAGGUGUACAUAAUGCAGAGAUAGUCAUUUGUAAGUGUUAAUUGUGUACAGGUAAAUAAAAAAGAAGGGGUGUAGAGCUCAUAAACCAACUUUUUUUUAUGAUUUACAGUAAAUACAAACAUUUUUUGAUUGUAAAAUACAUUGAAAGUCAUUUUGUGUGUACCAUUAGGGAAAUAGCACUGUGGAACAAAGACUGAAUAAAUGUUGUUUUUACUGAUGAAAUCCAGCUUUGACGGCUUUCUCGGUUGUUUCAUGUAAAAUCUGAUUUGAGUGAUUUUUAUUAUUUCAGAAGCAAUAGCGUCCGGUUCUCUCCUGACCUAGCUUGAGGAAUGUGGGAGCUUAACUUUGACUGUUACACUUUUUACACGCCUCCUCCUGUCUUUGUGUCCACCGUAGCGUUUGGCAGGUUUAAGUCCAGUUCUGAGCUGAAAAUGUCAGACGCAGUUGGUGAGUCUCAGCCAUGCAGGACAUGCUUCUGAUCGAAGGACAACCAGAUGUUUGUGCAAUUCAUCUGAGCUCAACGCUUUUUUUUUCAGUUGUCUGGUUUUCAGUUCCAUAUUUAAAAUACAAAAGGGUCCAGUUGUCAGUUUUGGUGCCUUGGCUUGUUGAAAAAAAAACCCUGUUCAGUUAAAUUUUGACUGGAAACUUUAUUUUAUUUUAUUUUAUUUUUAAGGUAUUUGACCUAAACCAUAACAGUGUGACUAGAAAUGAGAACAAGCUGCUUAAUUUGAGGGAGAAAGUUGGUUCAGAUCAUUUUAAAACUUAUGUUGUAGAAACGUCUUAGAACAACCUCAGGUUGAGGAUACAGAGAUUGGUUCUGAUUGGACUGAGGAACCCACUGCUAGUCAGAGUUGGGCCACAAUCAAGGUGGAUUUGUGCUGCCUUAUGUGACAGUGUGAGCGUCCUGUCACCGUAUCCUGAUUGAUCAUGCGCCCUGGCUACCCGGCCACGGGGAUGUCCCUUUGGCUGACUGGUUAGCGCGCGACUCUCACCCGGGAGUCUGGGGAUCGAAUCCCACCCAGGCCCUCGUUUCUCCACCUUGCCACACUCAAAUCAACACUUACAUCACAGUGAUUCACAUUAAAACUCUUUUAUGGUGCUAAUUUUACAUUUCAUGGUUUUUUUCUAUAGCGUUCUAUGGCCAUCAGUUGCAGGUUUGGUAGAUCUUGCUGCCUGUGGCCGUUUUGGUCAGAAUAACCAUGACAGAUAAAAUGUUCUGCAACAUAAAGGUUUAUAGAACGGUUCCCAUGAGCAGACAUGACACUUUUAUGUUUAGAGUUGUGCCAAGAUGAUAGCAACAAUUCACUCUGUUGAUUCAUCUGAAGUAAUUAUCCCAUUUGGUCAUUAACCAGACUGAAUCCUGAUACAGACAUGCUGCAAACGGAGUCUCGUGCUGUCCUAUUCGCUUGUUUUGGAUGCAAGUAUCAGCUUGAGCAGACGAGGAGAACUUCAAAAGCCAAAAUGAAAGAAAAACAACACAGCAUUUAAAGCGUUCUCGCACCCUCUGCUGGUUCCUGCUGGCGUGAGCUCCUUUUAAUGAGUCAGCCGUUGUUGAGCUUUGAUGGGCAUUACGAGGUCGGUCUGCAGCUGUGAUCAGGAUCAAGAUGCCUAAAUCGAUCCUUAUUGCUCUUUUUGUCUCUCAGCCAUUACUUCCAAAAGCACAUGAUUAUAUGAGGUGAAAUAUUCCUAUUUAAGUAGAUUUUUUAUUUAUACACUUGUGUAAGUGAGACAUAACAUUUGAGUGCCUUUUGUGCACAACGGUCUUCUUAUGUAGGAACUUUGCUUGUUUUUGUAAUUAUUUUUACUGUAAUAUGUUGCUGUUAUUUGUCAUGUUUAUCAUGAACUGUUGCCUUUUUGUGUCCGUGCAUUCGUCAAACAUAACAUUUUCCUCUCAUGCCUGAUAAAAGAAUCACGUGAAUCCUGUGGAACCUGCUGUACACACCAAUGACCAGUGAAGUUUACUGGAAUCAUCUCAGAAUAUUGCUGUCUGUGGUUUUGUUUUGGUUUGUUUAUUUUCUCUGUGAUCUGCUCGUGCUGUGGUUGAGCCUUUAGCGACUGUCGUUUCAAAGAGAAGUUGUGAUGUUGUCGGCAGCCGCUGGACUGAUUCAGGCUUCUGUCCAGUAUUAAAGGGGGCGCUCUCAUUUUCCUUCCAUGUGUGGUGUGAUGUACAUGUGAUCAAAUAAAAUUGAAGAAAAUCAAGAACAUGAGAGUUGAGGAGCGGCGUGAGGUCACGCCAGGGGAGCGGGGGGGUUUCUGUCACGCUGUUUUACCUUGUAACUGUUGGUCUGGUGAAGCUGUUUGUUGAUGAGUUGGGUGGGUGAAACAUGUGAUGUAACGUUCUUCAUCUCACUGACUGGAUGUGGAGAACUCCUGCGUUUAAAAUAAACCAUCAUGCUCUGUGAUCCUG